This is a messenger RNA of Neocloeon triangulifer, 1049 nucleotides long. Its product is annotated as mpv17-like protein 2. The coding region runs from base 309 to 914 and encodes 201 amino acids. Gene Ontology annotation, cellular component: membrane; cytoplasm. NCBI's taxonomy places the organism in Eukaryota, Metazoa, Arthropoda, Insecta, Ephemeroptera, Baetidae. Gene Ontology annotation, biological process: mitochondrial ribosome assembly. The transcript is spliced from 2 exons. The record is from RefSeq and is a predicted model, not a curated record.
AACAAAUCUUUUGGUACAUGUGGGUUUUGAGUAUUUUACAAGGACUUAAAUUAACUUUAUUUGUGUGUUCACUGUAAUGAAUUUUCAAUAAUUGUGAAAGCCUAAUUGUAAGCUAGACAAUGUCCGCAGAUAUUUUUGCCACGAUUUGACCGACCACGGCCAAUAUUAAUUAUUUUCACAUCACAUCAUAUUACAUAAUAAAUCAAAAGCGAGGUCGGAAAAUUAUUUUCGACACAAAAUCUGCUAAAUUAUUUAUUUUAGCUUUUUUUUUAAUUUUCGGCCCGAUUUAUUGUGAACGUACGUAAAACAUGCAGACCGCCGCAGCAUCCUUCUUUCGGACGGAAGUUAUUCGAAGAUGUCGACAAUUUGGAAAAGUGGCAUUUCGAAAAUAUCUGCUAGUGACCAAUGCGACGAUUUCUCUGGGUCUGUCAGGUGUUGGUGACAUCCUGCAACAAAACUAUGAGGUGCUGCAGAAGAAACAAGAGAAAUGGGAUCCUGAACGGACUAAAAACAUGGCCCUGACUGGCCUUCCUGUAGGCGUUAUUUGCCAUUUAUGGUACAAUUUCCUCGACCAUCGAAUGCCAGGCCGGACAGUAAAAAGAGUGAUUCAGAAAGUGGUUGUUGACCAGAUUUUGUUUUCGCCUAUUUGCAUCUCGGUGUUCUUCAUCACACUGGGAUUCCUUGAACAUUCUAAGCCGGCCAAAGUUAAAAAAGAAAUCGUCCAGAAAGGAUGGAUGCUGUAUGCGGCGGAAUGGAUGAUUUGGCCACCUGCUCAGGUCAUCAACUUCUAUUGGCUGCCGACUCGAUACAGGGUACUUUACGACAACACAAUAUCUUUGGGUUACGACGUCUACACCUCGUACAUCAAGCAUGAAGUGCCCUUAGAAGAUGAUGAUGAGGAGGAGGAUAGCUGACAAUUAUUACCUCCAAGCAGGGCCAAAGACAUUAUUGCAGAAUUUCGACGUUGUUGAUGAAAUGGAUGUAAUUAUAAUGGUGCUGGCAACCAUUAGACUUACGAAAAUAAACUUUACCAAUCUUUUUUCUUAAAA